Molecule: messenger RNA, 1621 nt
Organism: Eutrema salsugineum
Lineage: Eukaryota; Viridiplantae; Streptophyta; Magnoliopsida; Brassicales; Brassicaceae
Product: wee1-like protein kinase
Exons: 10
Coding region: 26-1522 (498 amino acids)
Biological process (GO): protein phosphorylation
Molecular function (GO): ATP binding; protein kinase activity
Source: RefSeq, a predicted model, not a curated record
CACCACAAAAGUAAAAUUCAUCGUCAUGUUCGAGAAGAAAGGAAGAACACUGUUGGCGAAGAGGAAAACCCUAGGGACGAUCAAAACGAGAAGAACGAAGAAGAAUCGGAAGAUGGAGGGGACAUUGGAGCGACACUCGCUGCUUCAGUUCGGUCAAUUGUCGAAGCUUUCGUUUGAUAAUCGUCCGCCGUCGAAUGUUGCUUCAUCGGCGUUUCAGGGUCUCCUGGAUUCGGAGUCGUCGGAGCUCCGGAAUCACUUGGGUUCCGUUGAUGCAGAUGCCGAUUGCGGAGAGAAGGAAUUUAUUCUCAGCCAAGACUUUUUCUGCACACCUGACUAUAUAACUCCGGACAACCAGAACUUGAUGAGCGGUUUAGACAUCAGCAAGGAUCAUUCUCCUUGUCCUAGGUCUCCUGUUAAACUAAAUACAGUUAAAAGCAAAAGAUGCCGGCAGGACAGUUUCACACUUAAAACAUCAAAUUUUACCUGGUCUACAAAACAUAGUAGAGAAGAUGAACAAGAGACUGAUGAUAUUGACACAGAUGAGAUCAUGGUUGAUAAACUCCAAGCUAACCAAACAGAGAGGACUGGAUAUGUUUCACAGACUGCAGUUGCUCUGCGUUGUCGUGUUAUGCCACCUCCUUGCUUCAAGAAUCCAUAUGUGAUGAAUGAGUCUGAGACAGCUACUGAUCCUUUCGGAUAUCAGAGGUCAAAAUGUGCUAGUUUUCUACCUGCAAGUAUAAGUGGGGAUGGGUUGUCAAGAUAUCUCACAGACUUUCAUGAAAUCCAGCAAAUUGGUGCUGGGAAUUUCAGUCGUGUAUUUAAAGUUUUGAAGAGAAUUGAUGGUUGCUUGUAUGCUGUGAAAUACAGCACAAGGAAGCUGUAUCUAGAUUCAGAGAGGCGUAAAGCUAUGAUGGAAGUUCAAGCUCUUGCUGCUCUAGGAUUCCAUGAAAAUGUAGUAGGAUACUACUCCUCGUGGUUUGAAAACGAGCAAUUAUACAUUCAACUGGAACUCUGCGAUCAUAGUUUGUCCAAGAAAUCUUCUCUUAAGAUCUCAGAGAGAGAGAUCUUGGUGAUUAUGCAUCAGAUAGCUAAGGCGUUACAGUUUGUGCAUGAGAAAGGAAUAGCUCAUUUAGAUGUAAAACCCGACAAUAUAUACAUCAAGAACGGUGUCUGCAAGCUCGGUGACUUUGGUUGUGCAACGCGAUUGGACAAAAGCUUACCAGUAGAAGAAGGGGAUGCACGUUACAUGCCUCAAGAAAUACUAAACGAAAACUACGAGCAUCUCGAUAAAGUCGAUAUCUUCUCUUUAGGUGUCACUGUUUACGAGCUCAUAAGAGGAUCUCCUCUUACAGAGUCAAGAAGCCAAUCCCUCAAUAUUAAAGGAGGAAAACUUCCUCUACUUCCCGGCCAUUCGUUACAGUUACAGCAACUGCUUAAGACAAUGAUGGAUCGUGAUCCAACGCGUCGUCCUUCUGCUCGAGAAAUAAUGGAGCAUCCCAUGUUCGAUAGGAUUCGAGGUUGAUUCAUAUGACCCUCUCAGAUGUUGUCAUGUUGAGAAACUAAACUUUGUAAUUAUGGUACCAAACUACCAAUGAUCGGAUUUGGAGGAGGGUAUUGAUCC